AUGGCUCCAUCCUCGUCCAACCCUGGCGACGACAUGUCUGCUAAGCCCCCUCAGCGCAUCAGAAGCAAGUCUGAUGCUGACAUCGACUAUACACCUCAAGACUUCUCUUCCGAGCAAGUCUCGUCGGGUACCCAAACCGAGCUUCCAGUCGACAACACUUCGACUGAUGAGCUGCCUGCCGUCGCCCAUGACGGCACGCACGAUGCUCUCACCCAAGGCACCGAGUCUGAAGACGAUACCAGCUCCGAGGGAUCCUCGGACACUGUCCGACCAGCUCCCAGCGAGCAGGUCUGGUUCAGAGGUACCUUGGUGACUCCCGAGAAUGCCCAGGCCCUCUUCCAACCUUCGGCAUGCAUCUUUGUGGCCAACCUAGAUCGUACUCGCAGUGGAAACGAUCUCACUGAGGCAGUUCAGAACCUCUUUGCACAGAUCGGACCCUGCUGGGUCAAGGUUCGCUUUGACAAGAAGAACAUCCCAGCAGCCUUCGUGCAGUACCAGACCGACGAGGAAGCCAUCGAAGCUGAUGCCCAGCUCCAUGGUGCCCGCAUCUUUGGACGUCCUUGCCGCAUUAAGCAUGCCAGAGCACCUCGUACCGUCUUCGUGGCACGCCGUGAUCAGGCAGAUGUUUGUGUUCCUUUGGCCAGAUACUGUCUCGAGCAGUUCGGCAAGAUCGAGCACUUCUGGACCCCAUCUCACACCGAGAGGGCCAUGUACAACUUGCCCGCUGGAGUCUUCCUGAGAUUUGAGUUCUUCCAGCAUUGCCAGAUCGCUCUGAGAGCUCUCCGCAACCACGAGACUUUCACGUUCACCCUCGCGCAAGUCGAGAAACGUCAGCCUGCUCUUACCUCGUACAGUAUCAUUCUUCCCGAGGUUGUUCGCAACGCCAUCUACGUCGGCGAUCUUCCCUACGGCAUCGACAAGAGAACCUUGCUCUUGAUCUUCAGCCAUUACGGACGCAUCUCGAAUGUCGAGGUGCACCAAGCCUCCAGAAGUCAAUCCUCCCUUCCAUCCACUCUGUGCUCCAGUAUUGACCAGUCUCCAGAGGGCAUCACUUACGCGUUCAUCUACUUUGACAAUGAGGAUUCUGCUACCAUGGCUUGUCAGUUUCCUCUCACCUACGUCUGCGGCGAGCACCUUGCACGCGUCGAACCCAAGCGCCUGAAGCACAGACAGCGUCCUUACGCCGGUUACCAAGCCUACAACUGGUUCAGCAACCUGCCUCUGCCCUUCUUCGGUGACGGCAGACAGUACACCUACUUCGGGGGUGAUUCACGCUACACUCCACGUUCCUGGGGUAACGACUGGUCUCCUUACUAG
This is a messenger RNA of Aureobasidium namibiae CBS 147.97, 1317 nucleotides long. RefSeq lists its product as uncharacterized. Gene Ontology annotation, molecular function: mRNA binding. The coding region runs from base 1 to 1317 and encodes 438 amino acids. The record is from RefSeq and is a predicted model, not a curated record. Gene Ontology annotation, cellular component: ribonucleoprotein complex; nucleus; cytoplasm. NCBI's taxonomy places the organism in Eukaryota, Fungi, Ascomycota, Dothideomycetes, Dothideales, Saccotheciaceae. The transcript has 7 exons.